AUGUCAGAGCAUGUGAACGGUGGGAUCUUUCCUGCGCCAAGAAAUGAAUACAAUGAGGCAUUUUUCAACAUGCAAGAUAUCUCCAUCAGUUUCGAACAGGACUCGUUUAUCGAAGCGAUGGAAGAUGAGGUGUAUGAGGAUGAUUGUAAAUCCUUUGAAUUCAUAAUGGAAAUCGAAGAGGAUCGAUCAGCCAAAGUGACACUCAAAGUGACGAGGAAAGGAGCCAAAAUUGAUACAAUCGAUAUUGUAAUCGUGAUCAGCAAGGAUUUAUUGAAAAAAUCCGGACAUUUGUUCGUCGUGAAAAGAGAAGAUUUUCGGAAGUUCAAGAAACAAGAAAGUGAACGAUUUUUGGUAGGAGAAGCGGCUCAAGGACUUAUGAAUCUCAGUAAAAUUGAAGAAUCUUUGCCGAAGACUGAAAAAGCUAAAGCACCACAGCCGGAUUUGUGUAGGAAUUGCAAGAUGGCGAUGAACUCAACCGCAUUACCCAUUUCUUUCCCAACGUUUCCCGUCAAUUUUCCACAAGUUUUCAAUUUGAAGCCACCGAUAAGACCAGCAAUACCUACAAGUAGUGCAAAAGUGAGAAGGAAAAUCGAGACGUUCCAUCAAUUGCCCAAACAUCCAGAUGAGAUUCCGCUUCUCAUCGACAAAAAGAGUGCGGUCCGGGACGAGCAAGGACAAUUAUUGGAUGAAUACAGAAGCACUGAAUGGAAGAGUGAGGAAUGGGCAAAGGAAAAACUUUGCAAUUUCUCGCUUUCUACCCCACCUCCACCAUCGUUGUUGUAUCAGAAGAAAAGCUGUGGAGCGAAUAGAAAAGAGCAAAAUGAGCUGAAUCCGUAUGAACUGACAAACGAGGAUUACUCACAGAUCAGCAAUGGAACGCUGGCUACGAGUAUCAGAGUUGCUUUAAACCAUUACACGAAAAACAAAACAGCAGAUAACAGCAUAGCGGUUUGGAAAGCGAUUAUGGAUCGAGUUGUGAACUUACGGCAAUCGAAUAAGCACAAACGAGAGAAAUGGCAGAAAGAGAAAUGGUUUACAGCCACCGUUGCAGUGUUUAGUUCGCAUUUCCUAUUACUGAGAGAAGUCUUCCAAGAAGUGACCAUCGGCCUCAAACAACCCAUUGAAAUGGUGAAUGUUUUGCGGGAAAUCGAGGCAGCUUGUCACGAAAAUACAACUGAAUAUGAUGAUCGAAUCAAAAAGAUCGUCGAAUAUGCCCAAGAGGAGGCUGGUCGAAGGCCAAAAAAGAGAGCAGUUCAUGUAAAAGGAGAAUCUCCUUAUCCAGAUGAACCAAAAGAUGAUGUUGAAGAAGAAAAAGAUGAAAAAGAGUCGGUGAAAAAAAUUCUCCAGCAAAUGGCUCCUCUUAUAAAAGAUAAACCACCG
Mesorhabditis belari is the source of this 1380-nucleotide messenger RNA. The record is from the annotation of a GenBank genome assembly. Lineage: Eukaryota; Metazoa; Nematoda; Chromadorea; Rhabditida; Rhabditidae.